Molecule: messenger RNA, 1041 nt
Organism: Plasmopara halstedii
Lineage: Eukaryota; Oomycota; Peronosporomycetes; Peronosporales; Peronosporaceae
Exons: 1
Coding region: 1-1041 (346 amino acids)
Source: RefSeq, a predicted model, not a curated record
AUGGCAUCUACGCCGACCACCGCCGCAUCUAGCGCGGUACGAAAACCCAGCUGGCAAAACAUUGAACGAUAUUCUGUGUACGACGCUGAAGUUUCGAGUAUGAUGGACGAUAGGAUGCUUGUACGUCCGAGUCUGCUAUCGUUCCGCCCUUCACGCAUGCUGCGAGUCUCGCAACAGCAGCACCACAAUGCUGUGUAUAAAGCGCAGCUUUUGCGUUCUUCGGGUCGCCCCACAGAACGAUCUUCCGAGACGAGCGAUGAAGAUGGGUACGAAAGUAGUGAUACGGGCAAUUCCGACAAUGAAAGCAGCUACUUUCCGUCUCCUGCUGCGCGUAAUCGAGACAAACAUGCCGUGUCAACAGUAGACGAGGAUGAAGAGAUGGGCAAUUACAUGAAUAAUAGCAUCAGGUUGAAUCGAGCCGAGUCAUUGCUUGCUAUCAUGGCUCUUCCGGCAUCAGGUACAAUUCCCCUUCUUGAAAGGCUGGAAAGCGAAGACGAUGAUAAUGAAAUUGACACAAUCAUAUGCGAUCCGACAAGACUUCCGCGAACACUACUUGUAGACGAAAAUGGGCUUACAAUCUCUAGAGAAAGUGUCAUGAUGCGUGCAGCUACUGUACCUCGUGGUGGAGUGAUCAAGUCAGGAGUGCUCUUCAAACAGGGUUUUGGAUUUCGUUCUGGAGGCUGGAAAGUGCGUUUCGCCGUGCUUACGGGCACUAAGAUGACGUUGUUUCGUGAGGAACACGGCAGGAAACGCGGCGAGAUUGAUUUAGCAAAGUGCAAUUCAAAAAGCAUUGAGAUUAUGCCUCAGGACUCCGUAUUUGACGGCUCUCAGGCUACUAUGUGGAGGUUUGCUAUUCGUGGGAAAAAAGGUCGAGUUUUGCUUAGUGCAUAUACGGAGGCAGAGAUGAAGGAUUGGCUUAGGUGUAUUCACGUGGCAUUGGCUUCCCAAGGCUUUGGUCGCUUCACAGACCUUGUGGUACCGAGUGGUACGUUUCUCGCUGAAAGAAGCGGCGGACUACUGCGGUCGUCGGGGAAUUUGUAA